Molecule: messenger RNA, 1038 nt
Organism: Candida dubliniensis CD36
Lineage: Eukaryota; Fungi; Ascomycota; Pichiomycetes; Serinales; Debaryomycetaceae
Exons: 1
Coding region: 1-1038 (345 amino acids)
Cellular component (GO): Mis6-Sim4 complex
Source: RefSeq, a predicted model, not a curated record
AUGUUGAUUACACUCUCGAAAAUGAACCAUUCUUACACAUAUACAAAGAAUUUCAUUCAGGAUCAAGUUAACAUACUAAAUGAACUGUAUAAAAUUAAUUCUCAAAUCAGAAGCAUUCUAUCUGAACAGGAAGAAAUUACCGAAUCUGAGUUACAAACAAUUUUGAAUCUACUAAAUAACGAGAUUAAAGAAUGCAACAAUGAAUUGUUCCCAUCACAAAUCAAUAAUCAGAUAGUACUGCAGAUUUUGAAGUUGGAAAAACAGAAGCUAAAGAUAGUUAACCUGCAAUUGCUCAAAAUCAAUUCGUUUAUUGAACCCAUCACAUUGCCUGAUUUUGAUAACCUAACGAACCAAGAUCAAAACAAAAAAUUGGCUGAGCUAACAGCACAAAUAAAAGAACUCCCCAAUCUGAAGUAUUUGUUUGUAUCCAGUACAGAUACAACUGAUAUUCAAGAUGAAUACGAUUUGGAUGAUGAUGAUAAUGAUCCGGUGCACGAUGAGCAGGUAGAGAAUAACGAAACUGAUGAAGCCAAUACAAAUAUAGUUCAAGAUGAUCAGGAAGAAGCAAUAUCUAGUGAGCAAAUGAAAAAGGAGUUUAUCGAAGAAAUUGCCAAUGAAGUGAAUGUUUCAAACGUACAACCAGAUCAAGAGUUGAUCGAUAAAUACGAUAAGCUAAGGACUGACCUCAUAAAUAUAAGUGACCGAUUGAAAUACAAGUCUGGGAAGUUGGAGUAUUUAUCAGGGUUGCACCAAACAUUAUCGGAGAUUGUUGGUGUUCGUUCAACCGUCAGCAACAGUCAACACCCUGAACUGAACCAAAUAUACGACAGUGAUGAAGAGGUAAACACGCCCAACGAUCAUGAAACGAAUCUUCUAUCUGGUCCAGAUAAUACACGAACAAGCAUACAAAGUGAACUCAAUCGUUUUAGAAUGUUAGUUGAGAAAAUAUCAUACAAGGUCAAUACCAAAAAUCUUACUGCUGACAAUCUUCGUGAAAAGCUACAAGAAAUAAAUCAAAACCCAGGCAGGACUACAUAA